AUCAUUGGAACUCUCAUCGGCACUGGUAUCUUUGCAUCUCCAGGGCCUUUGUUCGAUUCCGUAAACUGUACCCAAACAAGCUUCAUGAUCUGGGCAUUCGCAGGUAUUAUUUGCACAAUCGGUGCAUUUGCCUAUGCUGAGCUGGGGACCAUGUUUCCAGAGUCAGGUGGGGACUAUCAAUACCUGGCUCGAGCCUAUGGCAAAAAGAUGGCAUUGGUCUUCGGAUGGUCUUUUAUUACCAUCUUGAACCCAAUUGGCACUGCAGGGAUUUCUGGCGUCCUAGGACGGUACGCAGUUGAUAUGAUUAUAUAUUUCAAGACAGGGACCAGUCAUUCGGAUGAUAUGCCAUGGGUCGUACGCUCCUUUUCGAUCGGUUCCAUCUUAGUGAUGGGAAUGAUCAACAUAUUUUUCUUGGAGGGAGGCAAAUAUGCGAGCAACAUCCUGGCUAUGUUCAAAAUCGGCGGCAUGUGUAUGUUAAUCGUCAUUGGGAGUAUGCAAGCUGCGAAAAACCAUGCACAAAGUGAAGCCUUUAGUAUCCCGAUCGAACAAUCCAGCCACAAUAUUUCCGAUUAUGUGAGCGCGUUGUGUUUCGCAUUUUUCGCUUAUAAUGGAUUCAAUAACAUCAAUCUCGGUCUGGGAGAGCUUCGUGACCCUGAAAGGAAUCUCAAGCGUGCCGUCUGGAUAGCAAUGCCCUUCGUCACUAUCCUGUUCUUACUCGCCAAUUUUGCAUUCUUUUCCAUCCUAUCUUCUCACGACCUACGUCAUGUCCAUUCUUUAUCUCUCCAUGCGGGUCACACAGUCUUGGGUCAACCUGGAGGGUUUAUGAUGGCAGGCACAGUCGUCGCAUCAGCUCUUGGAUCUAUCAACGCUAAUAUCUGGGCUGGAUCUCGGUUGUUAGUUAUUAUGGCCAAAGAUAAUGCCAUCAUCCCCUACCCCAUCGGUAAAGUCUGGGCACGAACUGGCACGCAAGCCACUGCAAUGGGUAUCUUGGUUGUCCAAGCUUCGAUCCAUGCAUUGAUCAGUUUAGAUUUCAAGACGUUUUCUAAAAUCUAUUCAGCAGUCGGAUGGACUUGGUAUGGCCUUUCUAUCCUAGGCCUCCUGUACUUGCGCAAGAAGAAGCCAACAUUCCCAAGGCCUGUAAAAGUGUUUUGGCCUCUAGCGCUCGUGUUC
This is a messenger RNA of Lobosporangium transversale, 1170 nucleotides long. RefSeq names its product amino acid/polyamine transporter I. The annotation marks the transcript as partial. The record is from RefSeq and is a predicted model, not a curated record. The transcript has 3 exons. Lineage: Eukaryota; Fungi; Mortierellomycota; Mortierellomycetes; Mortierellales; Mortierellaceae. Gene Ontology annotation, cellular component: membrane. Gene Ontology annotation, biological process: amino acid transmembrane transport. Gene Ontology annotation, molecular function: L-amino acid transmembrane transporter activity.